Phymastichus coffea is the source of this 6469-nucleotide messenger RNA. RefSeq lists its product as uncharacterized. The record is from RefSeq and is a predicted model, not a curated record. NCBI's taxonomy places the organism in Eukaryota, Metazoa, Arthropoda, Insecta, Hymenoptera, Eulophidae. Bases 37 to 5328 code for a protein of 1763 amino acids. The transcript is spliced from 27 exons.
CGAAGAGAGAGCGAGCAGCUAGCAGUCAGUGCGGCGAUGUCGACGACGAACGGCGCAUCGAGGGGGCCGCGACCGCGGCAGCAUCGUCUGCUGCUGCUGUCGCUGCUGGUUCUCCUGGUAGCGUGGACUGCUGCUGGGGCCCGGGCCCCCGUAAGUGGCAAAGAUUCCGGAGCCACGUCGAAUGGCGGCGCUGCCAAGGAGUCGCAUCACGCCAAAAAGGAGGAGCCCGUCAUCGAGGAGGUCACUAGUAAACAGCUCGAGCGGCUGCUCAAGGAUAAGGACUUCGUCGCCGUGUACUGGUACGCCCGAAGCUGCACGACAUGCGACAAGGUAUUGGCUGAGCUGGAAAAGAUCGACGACGACACGGACACCUUUGGCGUGGACUUUGUCAAGAUCAACGACAAACGACUGGCCAAGCAGUAUGGCAUCAAGACCUUCCCCGCGCUCACCUACUUCCGCGAGAGGGAGCCGAUCAUCUUCGAGGGUGACCUGAUGGACGAGGAAAGUGUACUCGAGUUCCUCACCAGCCUCGAGGCAAUGGACUUGCCUGACCGGAUCGAAGAGGUUAACGCCAAAAGUUUACAGAAGAACAUCGAGGAGAGCGACUUUGUUGCCGUUCUCUUCUGUCCGGGAGCUGAUAAAUGCACUGGCAGCGACUUUAACAAGCCGGAAUGCAAAAAGUGUGCCAAAGCUCUCCAAGAACUGGAGAAUAUCGACGACGAGGCCGAUCAACUUGGCAUCGGAUUCGUUAAGAUCGCUGACGAACGACUCGCCGAGGAGUACAAUCUCGGACCACUUCCCGUUCUGGUGUACUAUAGGCAUCAAAUUCCCAUCGUUUACGAAGGCGAACUGAGCAGAGAAGAGGAUGUACUCGAAUGGCUGGUAGCGAACAAAAGCACAGGUGAUGAGGAGGAUGUGAUUGAAGAUGUGACUGUAAAAACCCUCCAUACUCUGAUCGGCAACAUCGACAAUCUGGUUGUUCUCUUCUACGAUCAUGGCGAUGAGGAUUCGAUGCAAGUAUUGACAGAGCUGGAAAAAAUAGACGACGACUGUGAUAAACAUGGAAUUCAAUUUGUUAAGAUCGAUGACAAUAAAGCUGCCAAGGAGUUUGGCAUAGAUUCCAUCCCUUCAAUCGUCUAUUUUGAAAAACAAAUCCCAAACGUUUACGACAAAGACCUCCAGAACGAAGAUGAAAUAUUGGAAUGGUUACUUUCACAACUAGAAAAAGACGAAAUCGAAGAUGUUACGGAUGAAAUGUUGGAUCGAUUGGUAAAAGAAGGCAAAACUCUGGCUGUACUUUUCUAUGACAACAACGAUCGUAAAUCGCAAAAGGUGCUGAAUGAACUCGAAAACAUUGACGAUGAAUGUGAUACUUUGGGAGUCAUUUUCGUAAAGAUCGAUAAUCCAGACGAAGCUAAGGAAUAUGGAAUCGAUAAAAUGCCAAGUUUGUUGUACUUUGAAAAGGGUAUACCAACACUAUAUGAAGGUAAUCUUGAGGAUGAAGAGAAAGUGUUAAAAUGGCUCGAACACCAACAGAAAAGUGAUCAUAUUGAAGACAUUACCGAUGAAAUGUUGGACAUGGUAAUUGACAAAAUGCCACACGUCGCCGUCUUAUUUUAUGAUAAAGACCAGAAAAAGAGCAUGAAAGUUUUGGACGAACUCGAAAACGUUGAUGAUGAUUGUGACGAGCAUAACAUCGCCUUCGUCAAAAUCGAUGAUGCUGAAGAAGCUAAGGAAUACGGAAUAGAUGAACUGCCUACUUUAGUAUUUUUCGAAAAAAAAAUACCACAUGUUUACGAUGGGGAUUUGAUGAAUGAGGAUCAGCUCUUAGGUUGGCUUUUACACCAAAAAAAGCACAGCGAAAUUCCAGAAGUUACGGACGAAAUGAUGGAAAAACUCAUUGAAAAUACACCUUAUCUAGCAGUUCUAUUCUAUGAUAAAGAUGAUAAACAAGACAUGCGAAUACUUAAUGAAUUAGAGAAUAUCGAUGAUGACCUUGAAAAAGAAGAAAUAGUAAUUGUUCGUAUGGACAACGAUGCCGAAGCCAAAGAAUUCGGAAUUGACCACCUUCCAACUUUGGUCUAUUUUGAAGAUAAAAUUCCUGCAAUAUAUGAAGGUGAUCUUCUCAAUGAAGAUGAAGUACUUAAGUGGCUUAUUGAACAGAAAAAUUCAGCCACAAUAGAAGAGGUUACCGAUGAAAUCCUUGCUGAUCUCAUUGACGAGCAUGAAUAUGUGGUAGUGUACUUCAGUGGAAACUGUGAUGAUGGAGAUGAAUGUGAUAAUGUUUUAAAAGAACUGGAAAAUAUCGACGAUGAACUAGAUGAAACUGGUAUAAUAUUUGUGACGACAGAAGACACUGGAGUAGCUAAGAAACACGGAAUAAAAAAUUUACCAACACUAGCUUUCUUCCGUAAUAAGGAACCAUUGAUUUUCAAAGGUGAUAUCGAAGAUGAAGAUGAGGUUCUGUCUUGGUUAACUGAUGAAAAUACGCUUGAAAUUCCGGGAAAAAUAGAAGAGGUCAAUGCCAAAAUGUUGGAAAAUAUUCUUGAUGAAAAUGAUUACGUUGUUGUUUUCUUCUAUAAGGAAGGUGAUAAAAAAAGUCAGAAAAUUCUCCAAGAGCUCGAGAAUAUUGAUGACGAAUGCGAAGAGAAGGGCGUCGAUUUUGUAAAAAUUUCUGAUGAAGGAAUUGUAAAAGAAUAUGAUCUACCAAGCCUACCAGCACUUGCCUUUUACAGGCACAAAUUCCGUCAAAUUUACACGGGCGAUAUGAUGCAUGAAGAACAAAUUUUGGAUUGGGUAUUAGAUCUGCGUACAUCCACUCCAGAUGUCAUUGAAAGCGUUGAUCGGAAAACACUUCAAGUCCUCAUCAAUGAUGUAGAACAUUUAGCCGUAUUUUUUUACGAUGAUGAUUGUGAAUCUUGUAAAGAGAUUCUGGAAGAACUUGAAACCAUCGAUGACGAUACCGAUAAACAUGGCAUUCAGUUUGUCAAAUCGAAGGAUGCAAAACUAGCAGCUGAAAUUGGCAUAUUCUCCUUCCCAGCGCUCGUUUAUUACGAAACGGGAGUGCCUAUCAUGUACGACGGUAAUCUUCUCGACGAGGCUGAAGUAUUGGACUGGAUGGUGAGGCAGAAAAAUGACGAGAGUAUCGAAGAAAUCGACCGUGAUACUCUCAACAAGUACAUCGAAACAAAGGAAUUCCUCGCUGUUGUUUUUUACAAGGACGAAGACCCGGAAAGUCCGCGGGUCUUACGACACAUCGAGUUGAUCGACGACGAGGCAUCCGAGUACGGCAUCAAAAUUGUAAAAAUGAGCGACCGACUAAUGGCGAAGAAGUACGGAUUCCGAAAUCCACCGGGAAUCACGUAUUUCCGCAAGGGUAAGUACAUCAAUUACGACGGCGACAUCGACGACGAAGAAGAGAUACUCGACUGGCUGACCAACCCCGAGAACAUGGAGCUUAACGAUCACAUCGAGCGAGUGAACCGCAAGAUGUUCCAAAAGAUCAGGCAGAACUCCGACUACGUAGCUGUAUUCUUCUAUAGCAACGACUGCAAGCAAUGCAGCCGUGUCCUGAGUGAGAUCGAGCACAUUGACGACGAAGCUGAUGGCGCUGGAAUCAAUUUCGUCAAGAUCGACGACAAGCAGUUGGCUAAAGAAUACGGGGUGUUCGCUCUGCCUGCCAUUCUCUUUUUCAAAAUGGGCUCGAAGGAACCAGUUAUUUAUGCAAGCGACUUGUAUGACGAGCAGCAGAUUCUGCAAUGGCUCUUGACGCAAAAGGAUCCUUCGGGAGAAAUGAUCGAGGAUCUGCACGGCGAAGAACUUCUGAAUAUGAUAAGGGAAUCUGAGUCGUUGGCUGUGUUCUUCUGGAAUAAAACGCUUUGCGAUAUCUGCCAAUCGAAAGCAUAUCGCAAGCAGAGACGUCACAAACAAGAACAAAAGGCUGCUGCUGCUGCCGAAAGCGAGGAACAAGAAGAAGGAACAGUCGUUGAUGAUGGUGACGAUUGCGACCACUGUAACGAUAUCUUAGAAGAGUUGGAAAACAUCGACGACGACUGCGACCGACACGGCAUUACAUUCGUAAAAACUGAAGAUUUCAAAAUUGCCGAGGACUACGGAGUGACGGACUUUCCAGUAUUGGUGUACUACGAAAAUCAAAUACCAAACGUAUUCGAGGGCAACCUUGCCGAAGAAGAAGAGGUGCUGCAAUGGCUGAUAACGCAAAAGACGGAGGAUCGCAUCGAGUUGAUAACUCGCACAAUGCUCGAGUCCUUCGUGGAAGAUACGCAAUACUUGGCCGUGUAUUUUUACAAGCAGAACUGCUUCAUUUGCGACGAGAUCCUCGAGGGUCUGGAGAAAAUUGACGACGAGUGCGACGUAUUCGGAAUUCAUUUAGUGAAAAUCCAGGACAUACAAUUGGCUAAGCGAUAUUCCAUUAAAACGUUCCCUGCCCUGGUGUACUUUAGAAACGGCAAUCCGUUAUUGUUCGAAGGCGAUCUGCAGAACGAGGAGUCAGUGCUGGAGUGGCUGAUAGACGACGACAACCGCGAGCUGGCGGACGAAAUCGAGUCGGUGAACGGAAGGAUGCUGGAGAGGCUGCUCGACGAGUCGCCCUUCCUCGCGGUCUUUUUCUUAGACGACGAAGACUGCCCCGAGUGCGACGACAUCAUGGAGGCCCUGGAGAAGAUCGACGGAGAAGCCGACCUCUACGGCAUCGACUUCGUCAAAGUGUCGGAUGCCGGGGCAGCCGAGAAGUACGGCAUACUCAACGUGCCUUCGCUGGUCUACUUCCGGAAGAAGGUGCCGCUCGCCUACGACGGCGACCUGACGCAAGAGGACAAGGUGCUGCAGUGGCUCACGUCGCAGGACGUGUUCGAGAUCAAGAACGAGAUCGAGGAGGUGAAUAAGAAGAUGCUGGACAAGCUGCUGGACGAGAACGAGUUCCUGGCCGUGUUCUUCUACGAGCCGGGCGCCAGGGAGAGCGAGGACGUGAACGAGAGGCUGGAGAACAUCGACGGCGAGACCGACAACCUCGAUAUAACCUUCGUGAAGAUGGCAGACCCGCGGUACGCGCGCAAGUGGGGCGUGACCAAGCUGCCGGCGAUAGUCUACUUCCGCAAGCGCUUCCCCAGCAUAUACCGAGGCGACCUCACCAGGGAGAACGACGUGCUGGAGUGGCUGCGCAAGAACCGCUUCCGCCAGCCGGAGCUCAACAUCUACAUGUACAUGCUGAUCGCGGUGGCCUUGCUCUUCGCCAUGUACACGGGCUUCCUGCUGUCGUGCUUCCGCUCGGAGCCGCCGCCGGCCGCGCCUCAUCCCAAGCAGGCGUGAGGGCGCCGCGACUCGACUCCGUUUGCUCGAUGUCGCCUCGUCGCUGCAUGUACAUACGCUGCUGCUGCCGCUGUUGCUGCCUUGGUCGACCGAGCCGAGCAUAGCCAUUUGCAAGAUCGUUCUUUCUCCUCUUUCGCCAAAUCCUAGACGCGCUGCGUGAGUCCUCUGGUUCGCUUGUGACACGCCUGUUAUCUUGACUGGACGUGGAUAAUGAGCAUUUACGCGCAAUGCCAUCCGAUUGCCAGUACGAUCGUGAACAAGGUAGGAUUUUAGUAUCGCUAGACGAGUGCGGCUAGGGCCGAACAGACCUUCCAUCGACAACCAAACUCUACUUUUCCAACGCGAAAUCUUACGGAAAGAAAUGCGAAAAUUGGGCGCAAUGUAAAUACGUUUGAAAUGCGCGCUUCUAUGUCAGUCAAGAGAUUUUUGGGACCAGCGCAUUGGCCUAUAGUUCAUUGAAUGUCAGUCUUGCCGAAGCACACCGUGGGAUAUGUAAUCGUGGAGUCAGUAUAUUUUCAACAAAUUCAUCACCUUAUCGUGUCCAAGGCGUUAUAUUUUACUUGAAACUUCAGUUACUGUGUAAUCGACUGCGUUAUACCGUGUAAUUGCGAUAUAUUUCAGUGAAAACAAUUUCUUCGGGUAAACAGAGAUUUUAUACACGGACGCUCGCAUAAAAUAAUUGUUAUUGUUAUAUGUAUUCGAUAGCCAAAGCGCGUAAAACCGAUCUAGCUGAAGGAAAAAAGAAUUCACCAUUUUAUACAUAUAUGUUAAGCCUUAUUAUUCAUGUUAUGUUGAUUUCCAAUGAAAUUCGUUUUUCUUUCUCAUUGCAUUGCGGAUAUCGUUGUAAGCAUAUCGUUUAGAGAAUAAAGUGUACGUUCUGUUAGUUACUAGUGAAAUAUUCACCAUGUAUUCUAUAUGGAGAGAAAUACCCUGGUAAAAGUGACAAUAUUCUAGUUUCUACGAAUUUCGUCAACAUUGUCAGUCAGGAAUCGUUCGUUCGACCUGCAGUCCGAAAAUAUUACAAUACAAUGUUUAUUCCAUGAAAAAAAAACUCAUUGUAAUCCAUUUUUCAAAAUAAAGCCAUUUCUGAUCCUUUUGAAACACAGAGAUCUUAUGAAUUUCAGAAACAAAUAUUUAUCUA